UCUUCCCCACCCCCACCGCGCGCCCCAGUCCACCGGCCUCAGAGGGGCGGGGUGGUGCGCGCCAGGGGGGGGAGGCACCUGGUUGCCAGGCAACGGGAUGCUCCCCCAGCGUGAAGCCACGGAGGGGAGUACUUCGGGCAAGACAGUUGGAGAGACCCUGAGCAGCAGACAUGAGCCCUGGUAAGAGCCGACCCGGGAGCUGCCUCCCGAGCGGGGAGCGUGGGGGACCGAGGGCAGCGGGUCCGGGGCUGCGGGGCUCCCCGGGUCGCCUGAGCGCGACCUCCCGGACUGGCUGCGCCUGCCGAUCAGCCGCUGAGCAGCAGCCGCGCUGCGUGGCUCCAGUGCGCCCUCCGGUGCCCAUCGCGGGCACGGCGACCCGAAGCUCCCCACCUGGCCUCUUGCGGCUCCCCAGUGCUGCUCCCAGCAGGACCAGAAGCCUCAUCUGUUCUGUUCCAGAAAAGCAACCUGAAGAAGACGAUGAGGUUGACGCAGUUCUUCUUUCAGCGUCCAAGAUCCUAAAUUCCUCUGAGAGGGUAAAGGAAAGUGACAGCAUCGAAACAGAAUGUGACUGCAUAUCAGAAUCAGAAAAUCAAGUCCAACCGCAGUCAGCAUUGAAAGUCCUUCAGCAUCAGUUGGAAUCAUUUCAGGCUCUUCGAAUGCAGACUCUGCAGAAUGUUACUAUGGUACAAUCUGAAAUCAGUGAAAUAUUGAACAAAAGUAUUAUUGAAGUAGAAAGUCCACAAUUUAGCUCAGAAAAAAAUCUAUUAUUCAGCACACACACUGAAAAGGAUAUGGAAGAAUGGAGUAGCAGAGAUGAAAAUAAGGGAAUACCUGACUUGAAAAUCUUAAAAGAUCCUAUAGAGAAGCAUGAAGAAAUCCUUUCAAAGGAGAAAAUUCAUCAUUUAGAAGAUUCCAAAACAUUUCAUUCAAUGGAAGAAAAAUUCAGUAGCAAUAAUGUUAACAGUCUCUCUCAAAGUAUAAAUAUUCCAUCUCAGAUACAUUUCAAGGAUGCAGUAACUCUUGAGAAUGUAAUGUCUUCCACAGAUAAUUCAGCUUCAAAUAUAAUUAUGAACCCUUCAGAAAAGUCUGAUAUAUUGAAGAAUUAUAAUAAUAUUUAUAGUUUUCUGCCUGCAGUACCUCAAAAUGUGAUGUCUCAGGCCAAUACAAUAAUUCUCGACAAAUCUAAAAUUACCGUGCCUUUUCUGAAGCACGGAUUUUGUGAAAAUUUAGAUGAUAUUUGCCACUCUAUUAAACAAAUGAAAGAAGCACUUCAAAAGUCACACAACAGAGAACUGGCACUUACAAAUGAACUGCACACUUUAAAAACAGAUACAAACACUCAAAGUAAAGAUAAAUAUGACAUAUCCCACACUGACAAAGAAAAAGUUAAUUUUAUUAAGGAAAAAAACAUAAAUGAUAAUUUCAAUGAAGAUAUAAAAUUAAAGAGAAUUGCAGAAUUAGAGGCAUUAGUAAACAAAUUACUCCCACUCAAACAAACAGCAUCAAAAUUCCAUGUACAUUUUUGUAAGAAAUGUAAAAAAUUAUCUAAGAGUGAAAUACACAGGGGUAAAAAGAAUGAGAAAAAACAUAAAGAUAUUCCUAUCAGUGGCAAUAUUAUUACAGAUACAAGGUUCCAUUCCAGAGUUCCAGGACAAACACUGUCAUCCCUCGACCAAACAAAAUGUAAAAUAAAAGACACAGAAGCACCACCGUCUGCAGUAAAACAAGGAUCAGUACUACUUGAAAAUGAGAAAACAUCCAAGUUCAAUUCUGUUACUGAGCAGUGUGUUGCAAAAAUUCAGUACUUACAAAAUUACCUCAAAGAAUCUAUGCAGUUACAGAAAAAAGUGACAGAACUAGAGAACGAGAAUCUAAUCCUUAAGACCAAAAUGAAACCUCUUAUCUUGACGACACAAUCUCUUAUACAGAAAAUUGAGACAUAUGAAAAGCAACAUAAGAAUAUGGUUGAAGAAAAGAACGCUAUUCAGUCCAAGUUACUUAAAACAGAAAAAGAUAGCAAAGAAUAUCUUAAAGGGCUUAAGAAAAUAAUUAGUAAACACAAUGUUCUCCAAGACCAAAAUAAAAUGCUAGAAGAAAAACUGAGUCAGCUUUCUUUGGAGAAGCAACAAAUGAUAGAAGAAUUAAAUGAAUUAAAAAGUAAAGAGCAUAAAACUCAAAAUGAUAUGGUGAUUGUCAAUAAUGAAAAUAAUCGACUGAGUAUAGAAAUGGAAGCAAUGAAAACAAACAUUCUGUUGAUACAAGAUGAAAAAGAAAUGUUGGAGAAAAAAGCAUACCAACUUCUACAGGACAAAAGUUUAGUUGAAAAUGAACUAAAAGAAAGACAGCUGGAAAUCAUGCAGCUAAAAGAGAAAGAAAGAUUGGCAAUGACUGAACAAAACACACUUAUUCAAAUAAUAGAAACCAUUAAAAGUGAAAAAUCAAAUCUUGAAACAACAUUACAAGAAUCUACUGCUGCCAGGCAAAUGAUGGAAAGGGAAAUUAAGACUAUUCAAGACUACCAAUGUACUGCAGAAGAGAAUCUUCUGAAGGAAAUAAAAAAUGCAAAAUCAGAAGCAAGUAUUUAUAAAAACAGCUUGUCAGAAAUCAGCAAGGAAUGUGAAAUAUUAUCUAAAAUGCUAAUGGAAAUUAAGACAGAUAAUCAGAUCCUAAAAGAAGAACUAAAGAAACACAGUCAAGACAAUAUAAAAUUCGAAAACAGCAUCAGUAGACUCACAGAAGACAAAGUCCUUUUAGAGAACUAUGUAAGAAGUAUAGAAAAUGAAAGGGAUGCGUUAGAAUUUGAGAUGCGGAAUCUUCAACGAGAGUAUUUGAGUUUAAGUGAUAAAAUCUGUAGUCAGCAUAAUGGUCUGUCAAAAAUGGCUUACAUUCCAAGAAGAGAGAAACUCCAUUUAGACAACCAUGAUACUUGCCAAGACCCUUCUAGUCCUAGGAGUAGGCCUUUAGCUCCUGAUUUGAAAGGUAUGUAUGUUGUGGUCAAUUAGCAGAUGCACGGAAGAUGCUUUUAGCCUACUGAGCAGUAACCAGAGUACUGAAAUAAAGAGACUUUAGGGUGAAUAUAAUUUACUUUUGUAAGAUUUGCAUCUGAUUUAUUGUAUAACAGGAUUAGUUAGGAAUUUUAUUUUUUAGAUUAAAACUCGUUUCAUUUAUAUUAUAUAUACCAAAAUACAUAAGGCAUCUUUGGCAGGGAACAAGGAUUUUUGAAUUAUUCCUAUGAAGUACACUAAGCAUUUCCAGCUUUAAAACAUUCUUUUUUUUAUUUCCAGGAAUUCCAAGUAAACUGUAUCAACUGCUUCCAUCCAAGAUAUAUAAAUAAAUUUCUAAAAUCAA
Molecule: messenger RNA, 3348 nt
Organism: Cavia porcellus (domestic guinea pig)
Lineage: Eukaryota; Metazoa; Chordata; Mammalia; Rodentia; Caviidae
Gene: Ccdc110
Product: coiled-coil domain containing 110
Exons: 6
Coding region: 171-3002 (943 amino acids)
Cellular component (GO): cytoskeleton
Source: RefSeq, a predicted model, not a curated record